This is a messenger RNA of Macadamia integrifolia, 960 nucleotides long. RefSeq lists its product as uncharacterized. NCBI's taxonomy places the organism in Eukaryota, Viridiplantae, Streptophyta, Magnoliopsida, Proteales, Proteaceae. The transcript has a single exon. Bases 1 to 960 code for a protein of 319 amino acids. The record is from RefSeq and is a predicted model, not a curated record.
AUGUCGGAUCAACUGUUCACAAUGAAGGCUGAUGCUAAAACGGCUCUACUCAAGGUGCAAGAUAAUCAUGAAAAGCUUUGGGUAGAAAAGGCAAGAAUCAUGUGGAUGAAUUCUGGGGACAGAAAUUCUAAGAUUUUCUAUUUAUCUGCUAAAAUGCGAAGAAAUAGAAAUACCAUCCGAUCCCUCAAAAAACAGGAUGGGUCGAUUGUGGAAGGGCAAGAUAAUUUGGGUGAAUAUAUUGCGGAAUUCUAUGAGGGAUUUCACAAAAAUGCUCCUACCAUCGACCAUCUAGAGCUUUUGGACAGCAUUCCGAGGGUCCUCCAACAAGUAGACAUAUUUCACCCGGACUCACUUCCUGGUAAUGCAGAGAUCAUGAAGGCGGUCUGGGAGCUUGAUCCUGAAAGCUCGCCUAGCCCAGACGGCUUCUCUGAAAAAAUUUUCAGGAAGUGUUGGUGCACUGUGGAAAGUGAUAUUUGUAACACGGUGAAAGCCUUCUUCAGGACUAGUCGUAUGCCUAAAGGCGUUAACAACAAUUUCUUGAUCCUGAUUCCUAAAGUGGACGGAGCCGAGACCCCGGACAAGUAUCGCCCAUUGUGUAUGGGCAACUUUUUCUGCAAAAUAAUUUCUAAGGUGUUGGCUAUGCGCUUAGAGAGAUUUCUCCCCAGACUCAUUUCGAAAGAACAAGGAGCUUUUCUAAAAGGGAAGCUGAUCCAUGACAACAUUAGCGUGACAUCCGAGUUGGCAAACUUGAUGUACUCUGCCACGAGAGGGGGUGGCCUUGGUCUAAAAAUAGACAUCAGAAAGGCAUACGACACAAUUUCUUGGUCUUUCCUCUUUAAGGUGAUGGAAAAGUUUGGAUUCUCAGAAAAUUGGAUCACAUGGCUGCAUCAAUUAUUGGCUUCAACUAAGAUAUCAGUUCUUGUCAAUGGAGGUCCACAGGGCUUCUUUGGCGUGGAGUGA